Lactuca sativa (garden lettuce) is the source of this 611-nucleotide messenger RNA. Its product is annotated as non-specific lipid-transfer protein 1. Gene Ontology annotation, biological process: lipid transport. Gene Ontology annotation, molecular function: lipid binding. NCBI's taxonomy places the organism in Eukaryota, Viridiplantae, Streptophyta, Magnoliopsida, Asterales, Asteraceae. The record is from RefSeq and is a predicted model, not a curated record.
UACAUUUCUCUUCACCAAAACACCACACACCUCCAAUCACUUGAGUAACUGAACCCAGAUUUAUAACAAUGGCGGGUAUGUUGAUGAAGAUGGCCUGUGUGAUGGUGGCUUGCAUGGUGGUGUUUGCACCCCAUGCAGAAGCCGCCGUGUCUUGCGGUCAGGUGGCGAGCAGCUUGUUUCCUUGCCUGACAUACCUAAGGAACGGUGGGGUAGUGCCGGAUACCUGUUGUGCUGGUGUUAAGGGACUUAACAGUGCAGCUAAAUCUACAGCUGACAAGAAAACCGCUUGUGGAUGCCUUAAGAAUGCUUAUAAUGCCUUACCUGGAAUACAAGCUCCCCUCGCAUCUAGCCUUCCCAGCAAAUGUGGUGUCUCAAUUCCAUACAAGAUCAGCCCCAAUACUGACUGCAACAAGAUUCGGUAAUGAGUAAUCUAUGGAGGACGAAAAGAAAGAUCGAGUGAUAAAAGGAGACGAGUUUUCAUGUGUUAGAUUUUUCGCUUUACCAAAUAAAUGAUAUAGGGCGCAUUCAGAUAUGACCCUUUCUAGGCCUGUUGUCCUUUGUAUUUGUAGCUCUGUUGUCCUUUAUAUUUCUAAUGUAUUUUCCUUCCACAA